AAGUCGGGCUCGUGAGAGGACACACACACACACACACACACACACAGACGCGGGGAUUUGGUGCCUGUCUUUCGGGUUUAAACCCCAACGGACAACCGCGAUGUUUUCACCCUCCGGCGGCGAGUAGCGACUUUAGCCGUUGGUCGUUGCGCGCGAGCGUUUUUUUGCGAGAAGAGAAGCAACGGAAAGGAGGAGGACUUAAAAAGAAGAAGAAGAAGAAGGACAAGGACAACACACACACACACACACACACAGAGAGAGAGUCGCGGAGACGGCAGGCUACUACGGGUGUUCCUCCUCUCGGCUCCAGCCUCCAGGAUGUCGGAGCGAGGAGGGCUCCCGCGGACUGGGGGCGUCCCGUCCCCGCACAUGCAGCCCUCCAACCGGCCGGUCCACAUGAACCUGUACGCCACCUGGGAGGUGGACCGCUCCUCACCCAGCUGUGUGCCGAGGCUGUUCAACCUGACUCUGAAGAAGCUGAUCAUGCUGAAGGAGCUGGAUAAAGACCUCACCUCCGUGGUCAUCGCCGUCAAACUGCAGGGCUCCAAGCGGAUCCUGCGCUCCAACGAGAUCCUGCUUUCCUCGGCGGGACUGACGGAGACCGACCUGCAGCUCACCUUCUCCCUGCAGUAUCCGCACUUCCUGAAGAGGGACGCCAACAAGCUUCAGAUCAUGCUGCAGCGACGGAAGCGGUACAAGAACCGGACCAUCCUGGGCUACAAGACGUUGGCCCUGGGCCUCAUCAACAUGGCCGAGGUGAUGCAGCACCCCAGCGAGGGGGCCCAGGUCCUGGGGCUCCACAGCCAGCUGAAGGACGCCUCGGUGCCCGUCGCCGAGAUCAGAGUCUACUCCCUGUCCAGCCAGCCCAUCGACCACGAGGGACCCAAAGCGAAGAUGUCCGAUCGCUCUCCGGACGUCGACAACUUCUCCGAAGAGGAGGAAGAGAGCUACUCGUCGGAGCAGGAAGGCAGCGACGACCCCGUUCACGGACAGUAUCUAUUUGACGAAGAAGACGAGGUGAGGAAGAAGAAACCGAGGCGCAAGCUCCCUUCCAAUGCCGCCAUCACCAGACAACCCAACAUCAAGCAGAAGUUUGUGGCCCUGCUGAAGAGGUUCAAGGUCACCGAUGAGGUGGGGUUCGGCCUGGAGCACGUGUCCAGGGAGCAGAUCCAGGAGGUGGAGGAGGACCUGGACGAGCUCUACGACACUGAGAUGUACAACCCCAGCGACAGCGGGCCGGAGAUGGAGGAGACCGACAGCAUCCUGAGCACGCCCAAACCUAAGCUGAGGCCGUUCUUUGAAGGGAUGUCUCAGUCCAGCUCUCAGACGGAGAUCGGCAGCAUGAACAGCAAAGACAGUUUGGGUCAAGACGCCCUGAGCCCGGGGGAGCAGCUACCGCUAGAGAAGAUGAAACUCUCCCACAGCCGCAACCUGGAGGAGGCCCUGUCUGAGACCGACACACUGGAGCCCACAGAUCAGGAGCUGUUUUCUGAGGUGGGCCCCUGCAUCACGGUGUCAGUGGCAGAGAAACCCCGUACGCCCAUGAAGAGCAGCAAAAGUGAAAACCAGGCCACGCCGUCGCCGAGGCCGGACGGGGGCCACACGCCCAGGCAGAAGCGCGGCAGCACCCCCAUGAAGGAGCGGCAGCUCUCCAAACCGCCGAGCGAGCGCACCAACAGCUCCGACUCGGAGAGAUCCCCGGAGCUGGGCCACAGCGCGCCGCUCCUGAGGAAGGUGGUGUACGAUCAGUUGAACCAGAUUUUGUUGUUGGACUCUGCGCUGCCAGAAAGCCUCAUCUUGGUCAACAUCAACAACUGGCAGGGGCAGUACGUCGCCGAGCAGCUGCAGGUCCAGAGACACCCGGUGGUCUGCACGUGCUCGUCGGCUGAGAUCCAGGCGGUGCUGUCGGCGGUGCUCACCCGCAUCCAGAAGUUCUGUAACUGUAACUCGUCCAUGCCCCGGGCGGUCAAAGUGGUGGCGGUGGGCAGCCAGAGUUACCUCGGGGCCAUCCUGCAGUUCUUCGUCACGCAGCUCGCCAACAAAACGUCCGACUGGCUCAACCACAUGCGGCUGCUGGUCGUGCCUCUGGGCUCCCACCCGGUCGCCAAGCACCUCGGCACCCUCGACAACCGCUACAGCUCCUCCUUCCUGGACGGGGCGUGGAGAGACGUGUUCAGCCGCUCCGAGCCGCCGCAGACGGAUCAGUUGGACGUCGCGGCGAGAAUCUCCGAGUACGUCAGCGGAGCCACGGUCACACACCAGCUGCCCAUCGCCGAGGCCAUGCUCACCUGCAAACACAGGACGCGAGACGAAGACUCCUACCAGAAGUUCAUUCCCUUCAUCGGGGUGGUGAAGGUCGGUCUCGUCGAGUCGGGUCCGUCUCCAACAGGAGACGCAGAAGAGGGCGUGUCGGUGAGCUUGGCCGUCCCCUCCACGUCUCCCCCCUCCCACAGCUCGCCCACGGGGACGAUUAAAGAGGCAGCCACGCCCCCCUCCUCCCCCUCCAUGGGCAGCAUCCUGUCAGGACAAGGGAGUCCCAGCAUGUCCCACGGCGUGGACGCCAUCGGCCUGCAGGUGGACUACUGGCUGGCCGAGAAGCGGCGGGAGGGCGAGCGGCGCGACGCGGCCUGCAAGAACACGCUGAAGAGCGCCUUCCGCUCGCUGCAGGUCAGCCGGCUGCCGGGCGACGGCAGCAGCGAGCCGCAGGUCAGCACCAUGGCGAUGACCGUGGUCACCAAGGAGAAGAACAAGAAAGUUCCCACCAUGUUCCUGGGGAAGAAGCCGAAGGAGAAGGACAUGGACUCCAAGAGCCAGGUCAUCGAAGGCAUCAGCCGACUCAUCUGCUCCGCCAAGCAGCAGCAGACCAUCCUGAAGGUGUCCAUCGACGGCGUGGAGUGGAACGAGGUCAAGUUCUUCCAGCUGGCCGCCCAGUGGCCCACUCACGUCAAAUACCUCCCCGUCGGACUCUUCGGCUACAGCAAGCCGCCCUCCUAGGGGGGGGGGGGGGCAAGCGCCGGCCCACUUCUCUGACCCCCGACUUGACCUUGGACCCUCCUCGAUAACCCCCGUUCACACCUCAGAGCA
This is a messenger RNA of Pseudoliparis swirei, 3084 nucleotides long. RefSeq names its product phosphofurin acidic cluster sorting protein 1. Gene Ontology annotation, molecular function: transmembrane transporter binding. The record is from RefSeq and is a predicted model, not a curated record. NCBI's taxonomy places the organism in Eukaryota, Metazoa, Chordata, Actinopteri, Perciformes, Liparidae. Gene Ontology annotation, biological process: protein localization to plasma membrane.